AUGGUGCAGCAGAUUUGCACAGUCCCCUCUGCACUUUGUGUGUAUGAUCCUUCUCACUUACAGCAGUGGAUCAAAGGCAAUGUCACCAACUGACCACACUCCAUGUUCAUCUUUGAUGAGAUGGACAAGCUGCAUCCCGGUGUGAUUGACAGUAUUAAGUCCUACCUGGACUACUACAAGAAGCUGGACAGAGUUUCUUAUCAGAAAGCUAUCUUCAUCUUCCUCAGCAAUGAUGGAGGGCAGAGCAUCACAGAGACAGCUUUCGAUUUCUGGAAAUCAGGGCGACAUAGAGAAGAGAUUGAGCUCAAAGACCUGGAAACAUCGUUCUCUACAUCAGCGUUUAAUAAACAGGAGAGUGGUUUGUCGCAUUCACGCUCGAUUGACCAGAACAUGGUGGACUACUUCAUCCCGUUUCUUCCUCUGGAGUACAAAUACGUUGUUCAAUGUAAUCCUGAUGUGUAG
Scomber scombrus (Atlantic mackerel) is the source of this 462-nucleotide messenger RNA. RefSeq names its product torsin-1B-like. Gene Ontology annotation, biological process: protein localization to nucleus; nuclear membrane organization. The record is from RefSeq and is a predicted model, not a curated record. Gene Ontology annotation, cellular component: endoplasmic reticulum lumen; nuclear envelope. The transcript has 5 exons. Gene Ontology annotation, molecular function: kinesin binding; ATP binding; ATP hydrolysis activity. NCBI's taxonomy places the organism in Eukaryota, Metazoa, Chordata, Actinopteri, Scombriformes, Scombridae.